ACUAAAAAUACAUCGAGUAACUGAACAAUCAUUUCCAUGAACGUGACUUCGACGUCAAUAGAAAAAAAUUGCAAGAAGAAAAAUUCACGUGCGUUUAAGUCAAAUCCUCCGGAUAAAAUUUCAGUCCAAAGUUUUACUGGGUAUUUAUCGAGGAAUUUCAUACUUGUAUAAAUUACGACGAUAUUUGUGAAGUAUACAAAAGCUGCUGGCUGCGUUAACAAAAUUGGUCAAAUACAACUUUGCACAACCGAUGAAAGCCAGGCGAUUGAGAAGUGAAGAGAUUUUGUUUGUUGCACGUGUGUUUUUGGAAUAUUGUGUUUUAGUUCAUGCUGGCAGUUGAAGGUUUUUAAUUUAAAUUUGAUAGAUUAAUCAAAGAAUAUGGCACCGGUUAUAAAACAGAAAUCUAAAAAAUCACCAAAAAAUAAGGAAGAUGAUUCAAAUGAGAAGAAAACAGUUGUCUCCGCACAGCUUCAGAAAAAAAUCAAUAAAAAAACCGAAAAGAAGCCAGACCGUGGAGUUGUCUUCAUCAAACAUCUUCCUCAUGGUUUCUUUGAGCAGCAGUUGAAAAAUUAUUUUGAGCAGUUUGGGGCGGUAACACGUCUACGAUUGGCGCGUUCCAGACGCACCGGCAAUAGCAAGGGUUAUGCUUUUGUUGAAUUUGAAUACCCUGAGGUGGCCCAGGUUGCUGCCGAGACCAUGGAUAAUUAUUUGAUGUUUAAAAAACUCGUUAAGGCUGCAUACAUACCACCAGAGAAGCAACAGUUCAAUUAUUUCAAGUCAACAGUACGAACAGUUAAAAACAAGUCGGGCAAAAAUGUCUGGGUCUCGAGCAAAACAGCAUCCUUGCAGCGCAAAUUAAAACAACACAAUGACUGGUCGGAGGAAAACUUUACAAAGCGUACAAGCAAGCAGUUGAAAAAAUUAAAAAAAUUGGGUGAAAAGUGUGCACAUCUUGGCAUUGACAUCGAUAAGAUUAUCAUAGAGCCAAAACUACAAACAGAAGAUGACAAAACGGCUGCUGGCAGCUCCAAAAGUGCAAAAAGAAAGGGCGAAGAAAAGGCGCAAAAUGAUACUGCCAAGAAAAACAAGAAGGAACCUAAAUUAGAAGAUUUGCUGGGCAACACCAUUCAAGAAGAUUCGGAAGACGAGGACUACAUAGCAGUGCCCCAGGGCGAUGAAGAGGCAUCAUCAGACGAAGAGUCAUAUGGUUUCCUUAAGGAAGCUGAUGAUGAUGAGGAAGAUGAUGAUGAUGAUGAUUCUGAUGAUGACAGUGAUCAAGAUGAAAAUGAAUCAGAUAUUGAGGAAGAGAGCCCUGUCAAAAAGUCAAAGAAUACUAAAACUAAAUUUAGCAAAUCAUUGAAAGCUUCCAACAUAGAACGCUUUGAUCAGAUGUUAAAACGUAAACCUCAGACCGGUGGCAUACAAAAGUUGAGCAAGAAGCAACCAAAACCGCCAAUUGCCACAAAAGCUAAAAAUAAAAUGCAAUUAUCGGCAGCCAAAGAAGUUGCUAAACCUUUAGCUAAAGUAAAAGGUAAAAUGGCUACAAAUCCCACAAAGAAGUCUAAAAAAGUCAAAUAGAUGUUAAAUGUAAUUAAGGCUGUUUAUUUUCCACUUUAAUUUCUCUGUAAAGCUAGUUUUUAAAAAUAUAUGCAUAUGCAAUUUGAUACGUUAGCACUGAAAAAGUAUAAAUUUAUACUUAGGAAUUAAAUUGAUAAAAUUCAAAAGA
Messenger RNA from Stomoxys calcitrans (stable fly), 1726 nucleotides. Its product is annotated as MKI67 FHA domain-interacting nucleolar phosphoprotein. Gene Ontology annotation, biological process: maturation of LSU-rRNA from tricistronic rRNA transcript (SSU-rRNA, 5.8S rRNA, LSU-rRNA). Gene Ontology annotation, cellular component: nucleolus. NCBI's taxonomy places the organism in Eukaryota, Metazoa, Arthropoda, Insecta, Diptera, Muscidae. The record is from RefSeq and is a predicted model, not a curated record. The transcript is spliced from 4 exons. Bases 379 to 1578 code for a protein of 399 amino acids. Gene Ontology annotation, molecular function: RNA binding.